This is a messenger RNA of Beta vulgaris subsp. vulgaris (sugar beet), 1811 nucleotides long. Its product is annotated as glyceraldehyde-3-phosphate dehydrogenase GAPCP2, chloroplastic. Bases 248 to 1510 code for a protein of 420 amino acids. NCBI's taxonomy places the organism in Eukaryota, Viridiplantae, Streptophyta, Magnoliopsida, Caryophyllales, Amaranthaceae. Gene Ontology annotation, biological process: glucose metabolic process. The transcript is spliced from 14 exons. The record is from RefSeq and is a predicted model, not a curated record. Gene Ontology annotation, molecular function: oxidoreductase activity, acting on the aldehyde or oxo group of donors, NAD or NADP as acceptor; NADP binding; NAD binding.
CCACUCUUUUAUAGUAAAUAUAAAACACUCCCCUAGUCCCUGUUUUGUGUUUACCAACUCCUCCAUAUGUCCAUUUCUUUUUUCAUUUCGCAAUUCCAAGGAGAGAGAAUCUGAGAAAGUCACGCUUGCACAUUUCUCUCCCUUUUGCCAUUUCCAGUAUUUCCUAGGGUUUUUUUUUUCUCUUGCCUCCAUACACUUCUCUGCUACAGUUGUUGAUCCAAACUUUGAGCUUCAAACUUAAGCUACAAUGGCGGCUUACUCUUCUCUCCUUCGAUUUCCUCCUUCUUCGUCUUCUGUCUUCUCUUCCGAUCUUUCCAAGGUGUUUAUAAGUGGUUCUAAUCAUAUUAGCUCAUUGAAGAUUCAAAGUAACAUUUUCGGUACUGCUGUGAAUGGCGGCUCCUCUUGUAUCCACAGGGAAAGUAGGUUGACAAGCAUGCAACCAAUUAAAGCAACAGCUACUGAGAUUCCACCAACAGUUCAAAGAACAAGGAGUGGUGCCAAGAUAAAGAUUGGAAUAAAUGGAUUUGGUCGGAUUGGAAGGCUGGUUCUACGGGUAGCAACUUCUAGGGAUGAUUUGGAAGUGGUGGCAGUGAAUGACCCUUUCGUUGAUGCCAAAUACAUGGCAUAUAUGUUUAAAUAUGACUCAACACAUGGACCUUUCACGGGAACCAUUAGAGUUCUGGAUGAUUCAACUCUUGAAAUCAAUGGCAAACAGGUUAAAGUUACCAGCAAUAGGAACCCAGAGGACAUCCCUUGGGGUGAUUAUGGUGCUGAGUAUGUUGUUGAGUCCUCUGGUGUUUUCACAACAUUGGAAAAAGCAGCUGCACAUAAGAAGGGAGGUGCUAGAAAGGUUGUAAUAUCAGCUCCAUCAGCAGAUGCGCCGAUGUUUGUAAUAGGUGUAAAUGAGAAUACAUACAAACCUCACAUGGAUGUCGUCUCUAAUGCAAGCUGCACCACCAAUUGUCUAGCCCCAUUGGCAAAGGUUGUACACGAGGAGUUUGGCAUCGUUGAAGGUCUGAUGACAACAGUCCAUGCUACUACAGCGACUCAGAAAACUGUUGAUGGACCAUCGAUGAAGGACUGGAGAGGAGGUCGUGGAGCUAGUCAAAACAUUAUCCCUAGCUCUACUGGUGCUGCAAAGGCUGUUGGAAAAGUCCUUCCUGAACUCAAUGGAAAACUUACUGGAAUGGCAUUUCGGGUUCCAACACCAAAUGUUUCUGUUGUGGAUUUGACUUGUCGACUUCAGAAAAGUGCUAGCUAUGAAGAUGUUAAAGCUGCUAUCAAAUUUGCUUCAGAGGGUCCAUUGAAGGGUAUUCUCGGAUAUACAGAGGAUGAUGUAGUCUCAAAUGAUUUUACUGGUGAUACAAGGUCAAGCAUAUUUGAUGCCAAGGCUGGGAUUGCACUGAGCUCCUCAUUUGUGAAAUUGGUUUCAUGGUACGACAACGAAUGGGGAUACAGUAACCGAGUUUUGGACUUGAUUGAGCACAUGGCAUUGGUGGCUGCCAUUUAAAUCUUCCGAAGCAAGGAAGAGGAGUGUUACCUCUCUUGCAAUAUUGUCAGUGAAGGGGAGAUGAUUUUGAAUUAGGUAGAGAGAUUGAUGCUAUAUAGCAUAAUUUUGUUCAUUUUUGCUCUGUACGCCCAUGGCUUGUAAGAUGCCAGCUAUUGAUAAUAAGGAUUGGCGAGAGCUGCAGCCAUAACCUGGUGGCACUAUAUGUAGAAUUGCGGUUAUGAAUUUUUGUAUUAGUGGCUUCAUUUUCUCUGAAUUGCUUAUGUGGCCUCGUUUCGAAAUAAUUCUUUGUUUCUCUUAUCAA